UAUUAUGUUCGAAACUAGGCAACUAGCUAGCAAACAAAAUAAAGUACACAUUGUUAUUCUCUCGAUCAAUUCUUGUAGCUCAAAUUGUCUGAAAGGAACCAGCUGGUUCUUUGAAUUCCUGCUUUCUUUAAUUGCCUCAUAUAUCUGAACUAACCUCCUCGAUUUCCAGUCUUCAUGCAUGUUCAUCUUCUCCAACUCGCUAGCUUAUGUCUACGGCAAUAAUCCGCACCAUUUAUGGCCAAAAGAUCUCAUGUCCCGAAAUUCGGCGAUUGGAACAACAAGGGCGGCAAUGUACCAUACACCGCCGUUUUUGACAAGGCCCGCAAAGGUAAAUUGAAAGAUGGAGUGAAGAUCAUGAACCCAAAUGAUCCGGAGGAAAAUCCAGAAGCUUUCACCACCAUCGACGAGAAAGAGAAAGUGAAAGAAGGGGUGGUGAAGAUCAAACUCCCUAUCGUUGCUGAAGAGAAUCGAGACUCCUCGGAAUCUGAAUCCAUUGCGCCACGGACGUUGUCACAUAUUAGUCGUGCUAGUUUGAGUCACCGCCGCCGCAGGAGUGACGAAUCGGAGCUAUCUGUCUGUAGUGAAAAGAUGAGCUUCGAGUGUAAUAAUUCAUCACUUAUACUGCAGCAACGGAGACAACAACGGUUGCGGGAGAAAUCUGAGAAAAAGAAAAGUACGGAUUCAUCUUCAAAAAGAACUGGUUCAACUGAACAUCAUCGCAAACAUUCUAGUAUUACUGAUAUUGACAUGAUUCCAAUACCAAAAUUUGGGGAUUGGGAUGAGAGCGACCCAAACGCUGGCGAAGAUUAUACAUACAAAUUCAACAAAGUGAAAAAUGAAAAGAAGAAUAUAUCUGAAAUGUUCUCAGCUGCUUUGUCUUCAGAACCAAACAAUGGUGUUAAUACCAAUAAUCAUGAAAAAUCUUUUUCCAUAUCAAAGAUUUGCUGCUUUCAUCUAUUUCCAAGAGGAAGGGCAUGAUUCGGGCAUGGCUUUGCUUCUGGCUAUUCAAAUAUUGUCACAAGAAAAUAAAGUAACUGGUUUUUUUCUUUUCUAGCUCUCUGGCUAUUUGGUCUGGCAAGCGAAGAAAGGAUUAACUAUAAGAAAUUAGACUAGAUCGAUGUUGAUUUUCGGUCACGGACAUCCACUUCUUUUCAGUUUCUGUAUUCUUGCCAUUCACUUAUAAUUCUGUGGUUAAUUUAAUGAUUCUUCAUGACUGUUUUUUCUCUUGUUUGCUGCAAACUAUACUUCAAAUUCUGUAUUCUGAAUUUAACUAUUCUUGAUUGUUGCUUUUCUCCUGUUUGUUAUCGCAUUACCAAGCAAAACAAUCAAGUUUGUAAUAUAUAUUU
This is a messenger RNA of Rosa rugosa (rugosa rose), 1346 nucleotides long. RefSeq names its product RPM1-interacting protein 4-like. The transcript has 4 exons. Bases 235 to 978 code for a protein of 247 amino acids. The record is from RefSeq and is a predicted model, not a curated record. Lineage: Eukaryota; Viridiplantae; Streptophyta; Magnoliopsida; Rosales; Rosaceae.